This is a messenger RNA of Camelus dromedarius (Arabian camel), 3390 nucleotides long. It is a transcript of the gene MAMLD1, whose product is annotated as mastermind like domain containing 1. Bases 103 to 3096 code for a protein of 997 amino acids. Gene Ontology annotation, cellular component: nuclear body. The record is from RefSeq and is a predicted model, not a curated record. Gene Ontology annotation, biological process: regulation of transcription by RNA polymerase II. Lineage: Eukaryota; Metazoa; Chordata; Mammalia; Artiodactyla; Camelidae. The transcript has 4 exons.
UUCGUAUCUGAAAGACAGUGUACUUUUUGUCUCCCAAAGCCCUGUGUCUAGGUCGUUUGGGAAGCGCCUUGGAGAGUCAAGAAUAAAAUUGCAGGUCAAACCAUGGACGACUGGAAAAGUCGGCUUGUAGUCAAGAGCAUGCUUCCCCAUUUCACCAUGGUGGGAGAUCGUCAGGAGCCCAGAAAGCUCCAGGAAUCGCCACAGGGAACCAUUAAGAGGAGACAGGAAGGAGAUAAUUUCCAGCUUUCAGGCAUGGCUGACGGGGGUUACCCUAAUAAAAUCAAAAGACCUUGCCUUGAAGAUGUCACACUUUCUAUGGGCUCAGGUGCCCAUCCCAGCACCUCCUGUGCAGAGCUGCAGGUUCCUGCGCUAGCCAUGAACCCUAGCCCUGCAGCUAUGGGAGCAGCUGGCCAUUCGUUACUUCUGGAAAAUAAUCCCAUGAACGGCAGCGUCAUGGGUUCACCAUUUGUGGUGCCACCGACAGCAGAAAUGAGCCUGAAAGGACCCCCUCUUCCUUACUAUGACAAAACCAACAGCAUGCCGGCUGUGGACCAGGAGCUUCAAGAUCUGCUGGAGGAGCUAACCAGAAUUCAAGAACCUUCUCCGAGUGAGCUCGAUCUGGAGAAAAUCCUGGGGAGCAAGCCGGAAGAACCACUGAUCUUAGAUCACCCCCCAGCAACCCUUGGCAUGACACCCAAGCCGCCUUCAGUUCAGAUGCCACCCUUGGAGAGCCUCGGUUCCAGCAAGGAGUUUGCCUCUAGUUGCAGCCAGGUCACCAGUGUGUCGCUUCAGAUCCCGCCCUCCUCGGCAGGGAUCAGCUAUGUGAUUCCCGCCACUGGUAAGCAGAUGGUCUCACCCAGUUCUUUGGGCACCCAGGCCAAGAAGCAGGCCCAGGCCAUGCUCCCUGCUGCUCUGCCCCCGCUCCCAGUGCCUCAGUGGCAUCACGCCCACCAGCUGAAGGCGCUGGCCGCCAGCAAGCAGGGAUCCACUACAAAGCAGCCGGGCCCCACCACCAGCUGGCCUGGCCUGCCACCUCCAGGCCUCUCCCCACCUUACCGUCCUGUGCCAUCGCCACACCCGCCGCAGCCCUUCAGCUCCCCAAGCCUCAUGGUGUCCUGCAUGUCGUCUAGCAGCCUGCCGGGGAGCGCCCUCCAAGGCUCUCCCAAUGCCUUACUCUCCAGCGUGGCGCCCAGCAGCAGCACUGCCCUCGGGCCCACCCUGCCCUACGCUCCCGAGAAGCUCCCCAGCCCUGCUCUCCAUCAGCAGCCGCAGUUCAGCCCGCAGAGCUCCAUUCUCGCCAACCUGGUGUCAUCCACCAUCAAAAACCCUCAAGGGCACCUGAUGUCUGCUCUGCCCACCAGCACCCCGGGGCCCGCCACCCCCUACCGGCCGGAGAAGCUGUCCAGCCCAGGCCUGCCCCAGCAGUCUUUCUCGCCGCAGUGCUCCCUGAUCCGCAGCCUCACGCCCACCAGCAAUCCGCUCAGCCAGCCGCCGCCACUGCCGCCGCCGCAGCAGCAGCAAGCCAACAGCAUCUUCAAGCCCAUGGCCACCCACUCGCCCAAAACCCUGAGCAUGAUCAUGCAGCAGGGGCUGACCAGCCCCGGCCCAGGAGCCCCGGAGCCAUUUACUUUUGGCAACACCAAGCCCUUGUCCCACUUCCUCUCUGAGCCGGGCCCCCAGAAGACACCCUCCGUGCCUGCCGCGUCCCGGCAGCCGUCCCUGCUCCACUACCUGCAGCAGCCGACGCUGACCCAGGCCUCUUCAGCCACGGCCUCAUCCACGGCCACGGCCACCUUGCGGCUGCCGCAGCAGCCUGACCAGUCUUCGUUCCUUCUGCAGCAGAUGAUGCAGCAGCCGCAGCGCUUUCCGCGGUCGGUGGCCUCGGAGGCCAUGCCUUCUCUGCCCAGACAGCAAGAGAAGCAGAGAUCAGGUCUUAUGGCAAUGACCCCUGAACAGCAGAGUGCAUAUGUCGCUCAACAGAUGAGUCAAUUUCAAGCCGUCCAAGAUCAAGUCACCUCCAAGUGUAGCCGGACCAAGGCAAGCUCCCCCUCCAGCCAGUACCUGAUGCCACCCAGAGCUGGGCUCCUUCAGAACCAUCCGAGUCCAGAAAUGAUCCCGCCCACCAGGCACCAGAGCCGUGAGAGCGUGGGCAUGAUCUCACCCACUCUGGGCAAGCAGCAAGGAAUUUUCAACUCUAGCCCCCCGUUUCCCAUACCCUCCCCCUCGGGCCACACCCCCCUGGGCAGCCUCGGCUCCAUCUGCCAGCAUAGGCAGAUUCCUGAGGCCGUGCCGGGGUUCUGUCCCAGCCCCCUGGGCAGCCAGCCCCUGAGUCCCCACCAGCUCAGACAGCCCUCUGUGCCAAGAAUGCCCACUGUGUUCAACAAUGCUGCCUGGGUGGCAGCGGCAGCAGCUGCCACCCCAGCAGUCUUGAGGGCACCACCCCCAAGCCAAGCAGCUAAUGGCAUCCAUCAGCAUUUUGAUAACAACUCCAUCUUUGCCAAGGCCCCCAUGAGAGCCCCCCUGGGAGCCCCAGCAUUUCCGUCGCAUCAGGCAGGUGUGCCCCCCAGUCAGGUGGCCCCAGGAGGCAGGCCUGGCCCGAAGGUGAGUGCUGCCCCAGCCAAGCCCAGCUUCAGCCUGCUGGGCACCCAGAACCUCAGACAGAGCCCAGUGUGGGGUCCUGUGCCCAUGCUGAACGCCACCAAGUCCCUCCACGAAAGCAUGGCCAGCUUUGGUCCCAUGAGUCCCAUCCGGGGCAUCAAGCUGCCAAUCUAUAUGGCCGCUGCCGCCACUGCUGCCACAGCCUCCACCAUUGCUACCAGCCAGUGCCCUGGUCCCGUUGACAGAAUGGGCAGCCCCCCUGGGCUGCCCCCCUGCGGCAUUUGGUCCCAGCCCCCACUAAACGAUCUGAUUUCGCCGCCUGACUGCAGCGAGGUGGAUUUCACCGAAGCUGGCUCGAAAGGCCCUAGAGGGAGCCCAGAGGAAGACUGGGUGUGUAACCUGCGGUUGAUCGAUGACAUUCUAGAGCAGCAUGCUGCGGCUCGAAACGCCGCAGCCCAGAGCACUGGCCACGUCGCCCCGAGUGCCGGUGAGCUUUAAAUGCCCGUAGGAACCCCCGUGGUGACAUCACUCCAGGGAGUGGCGUGAACCCAUAGCAAACUCACAGCUGGCCCCACACGGCCACACGGUUGUUUCCUCAUUACAAUUUGAGGGGUGUCAGCCCGCGCCCAUCCCUCUGUCUGCCUGUGAGAAAAUGGAAAAGCUGGUGAUUUUUCAAGCUACCUGUACAUACCUGAAAAUUUUGUAAAUGGUUUUCCUAAACAUUAAUGACAGAAGUAUUUAUACUUCAUUUUGUGACUUUGUAAAUAAAGUGACGGCUUUUGUUUCAGUAGA